Messenger RNA from Trypanosoma cruzi, 3413 nucleotides. RefSeq lists its product as uncharacterized. The record is from RefSeq and is a predicted model, not a curated record. The transcript has a single exon. Lineage: Eukaryota; Euglenozoa; Kinetoplastea; Trypanosomatida; Trypanosomatidae. The annotation marks the transcript as partial. Gene Ontology annotation, molecular function: nucleosome binding; histone binding. Gene Ontology annotation, biological process: mRNA transcription by RNA polymerase II; positive regulation of transcription elongation by RNA polymerase II; transcription elongation by RNA polymerase II. Gene Ontology annotation, cellular component: transcription elongation factor complex.
GGUUUCACGCCUUGGCUGACCGUUCGAUUGGUGAGGGUGACCCUGCGUGGAACCUUUUUGGCAGCAAUGAGGCCGACUUCGCCCAGCGCAAGCCAUGCUUUUUGGAACUGGGUCGCCUGUUGGUGCGCAUCCUUGAACUCGAUGUACUCUGUCACCGGCUAGAAAGUCAGCGGCAGCAAUUGCUGCUAAAGCUGAAGGAUCACCCGGAGUCGUGCGUGCAGGAGCAGCGGGUGGCGCUGGAGAGCCUUGUUUUUGAGAGCGGCAUUGAGGCAGAUCUUUGGCAAACGUUUUCUGGUCUCCUUACCGUAGGCCAGGGGCGGGGUCCGACGCAAGUGAUAAAAGGUCUCGGUCUUGAGGACGCAUUUGAGGAGUACACUAUUACUGGACUGCAGUACCAAGAGAACCUGCUUGCUAAUGCGCCAGUUCACGUGUGUCAGUCGCCGCAAUCGAUGCCACUGAUGGAUUGGGCACGCCAAGUUGGUGCCACCGCUCGUUCCCCGCGCUCUGCUGAGGCCGUAUUAUUUCUUUUUAACCAGGCCAUUGUUGAGCAGUUUUCAAAACUGCCUAUCCUUCGAAAGCGUUUAUUUGACGUAUUUUGUGCGGAGGGGGACCUUAUUGUGACGUACAAACUCUGUGAAAGGAGGGACGAUGUGUAUCCAUUGGCCACUUUUUUUGUAGAGCACCCGCGGCACUAUCUGGAUUUACUGGAGCGUGAGCGGCAAGGCACAGUGGCACUCUACUAUGUUUUGAGUGAGGAACUAGUCUGCCGUGAGAUGAAUCUACGCCAACUGUAUGAUCGCUCCCCUGCCGCGGACGAGUGGUUUUUAGAACGAGAGCGGGCAAUGGAGCUUUUGUUGGUGCGACUAAUAGAUGGUCUUAUACCAAAGGUGAAGGCCGAGCUCAGCCAGUUUGCACAGCAGUUUGUGCAAACACAGGCUAUGGAGCGUCUUGGCCUUAUUUGUGCACAAGGCCCAUAUGAGCCCACAAGACUUUGUCUUGAGGUCUACGAUGACGAUGCCCUCACGUGGGAACCGGAGUGGAAUGUGGUCGAAGCCCUCCCAUUGAAGCAAUUGCACGUCAAUGGUUACAAAACGCUUAGACGCGUGUGUGCCGCCUACCGCGGUGAUAGCGGCCUAACACAUAUAAGCUUUAUUGAUGAGUCUGGUUCGUUUAUUGGUUCUACACGUUGGGAGAACCCUGCAUGGAGUUCUGAGACUGGCCGAGCAGCCGAUUUGAUGCAGCAGAACCAACUUGAGAAACUCUGUGCAAGGUGCAGCCCUAGUGUAAUUGUCGUCGGGGCUUCCAACAUGGCGUCCCUCUCAUUAAUGCGCUCUUUGUUAAAAUUUCUGCGGGGGCGCGUGUACGCGGCGUUUCAUGUACACAUUCCUAUUGUUUGGGCUCCGGUGGAGGUGGCGCGUUUGUACAGCAGCACAACUUUUGCGGAACUUGAGAUUCCUGGGGCUGACUCUCUUGCCCGCACGUCUUUGGCCUUGGCGCGUUACGUACAAGAUCCUCUUCAUGCUAUUUGCGUUCUUUUUGACAAGGAAAGGACGGCACUACGUCUUUCCCUUGGUGCUACAGUGUAUGUAACGGGUGAGCAAGAGGAUCAAUUGUACGCGCGGCUCUGUUGGGAAAUGAGCUUGUGGGUUACUGCAUGCGGAGUCUGGGUGGAGGACUGCGUUACUCGACCGACAAGCGUGGCGUCUUUGCAGUUUUUGGCGGGGUUUGGUCCAUCAAGGGCUCGCAAACUGCACCAACUGCUAACGUUGCGUCGCCCGAAUAGUCGUGAGGAGUGCGGCCAGCUCAUUAAAGAGUAUUUUGGUGCAUAUGUUUCCCAUAAUGCGAUUUCAUCUUUGCGUUUUGGGCCCCCAAGUGAUGCUUCUACUGACAAUGGAGGAUCUUUUUCCCGGUGGCAUCUUCUUGAUCAGACGUUGAUACCACGAGAGUGGUACAGUGCUGCGGCAUUUGUUGCAAGUGCGGCGCUUAAAGGUGUCCCUUCCAGACUUGUUGCACUUGUAGAAUUUAUGCGGCUGGAGGCGUCAGAAAAGCGUGAUCGGAUCGACCGUCAUGCCCAUCAGCGGAAGAUGAUUACUGCCAUUCGCGAGGCCCGUCGCCCUGAGUGGGAUUCGUUGUUGGGUGAAAGAGAGGUGGAGUUCCUGCAGGAAGAGAUGAUAACAGUGGGUCAGUCUUUCCUGCGACGGCCAUAUCGGCGGCUGUCGGACAGGGAACUUAUGUCAUUUGUGACGGGCAUCGUGUACUGCACACAAUCCAGCGCGUAUUCCGAUACUCGCUCGGUUGACACACGCUCCCUAGUCAUUUGUGAAGGGGAUUACGUGAUGGGGACGGUGCAAGGCGUUCGUGGGGGUGUGGCUGUCCCGGGUAUUCGUGUUUCGACAUCAUUUGGGUUGGGCGCCUUUAUCGCUGCAGAAGAUAUUGACGAUGAGACAAUGAGGCAGGAUGUGCUCCUGUAUGAACAAUCCGUGCGUGAGAAUGCUGGCAUGCCGCAACCUCCAUCAAACUUGACACCUCCAACUUGGUUGCGUCGUGGUGUGCCCAUUCAGGGCAUUGUCUUUGGUUGCAAUUGGGAGCGCUGUGAGUUACGCCUGCGGUGGUGUCGACCACGUGACACCAUUUCUAAUGGGAAUCGCGGUAAUGCGGAACAAGGCGGCAAGGACGGUGUGGACAGCGAUAACCACUACUUGUCCUAUGCCACAUGUGUUAACGAUGCGAUUAGCAGCGCGAAUUCUCUCCGUACGGUGCGGAUGAAUAUUGACGCCCGUGUCUUUGCAACGAAGAUAUCGCGCCAUCCGCUGUUUCGCGACACCACCAGCGCCACAGCACAAACAUAUCUUCACGACAAACGGAUUGGGGAGGUGAUUCUUCGUCCGGCGACUGGAAGGCGCAACAAGGCCAUUGCGGUGGUGAAGAUUGGUGAACGGUCAACGUGCAACUGGCUUAUCAGUGAGGAACGACGUCCCAACGGUGCCAUUUACUACCGCCUGAAGGACAAAUUGACGGGACGCGAGGUGGAGUUUGGUGAUGUAGAUGAGUUUCUGAAUAAUUUCAUCGCUCCGAUGGUUGCUCUUGUGCGGAGCAUCCGCAGCCACCGACGGUUUGUUGAAAGCGCACGCGAUGUACAAGAUGCGCUGGAUGCUCAGCGUCAGAGUGGUCUUGGCUUUACAUAUGUCUUUGCUGAGGUUAGCCAACAAUCCAGACCUCCAUUUUAUCGCGUUUUUACGCGCGGCGGUGUGACGGAGCGGAACUUUUACCUUCACAUUGAUGAAAGCAGCAUUUAUGUGCGUGUUCCCAUACGGCGCAGCGGCGGACGGGGCGGUAUUGACCUCAGAUGGGUGAGGUGCCGCAACGCGGAGCACGUCAGCGAGGUCGUGAAGGGCUUGGCGCGGCCUUCCUAA